AUGUCGAACACUUCCAAAAUCAGUAUUAGCAUCGACCGUGGUGGCACAUUCACAGAUGUACACGCCCGGAAUCCUGGAAAACCCGAUAUCAUUCUCAAGUUGCUCUCAGUGGACCCCACAAAUUAUGCUGAUGCGCCGACAGAGGGCAUAAGAAGAGUCCUUGAGCAGGCGACUGGUGAGAAUUUCCCAAGGGGGAAACCACUGAACCUGAAGUACAUCCGAAAAUUGCGCAUGGGGACAACAGUGGCUACAAAUGCACUUCUGGAGCGGAAAGGUGCCAGAUCAGCUUUACUGACCACGAAAGGCUUCAAAGAUUUGCUAUCCAUAGGAGACCAGUCACGACCAAAAAUCUUUCAGCUUUCAGCCACAAAACCAGGAGUGUUAUACGAAAAGGUGGUUGAGGUGGACGAGCGGAUUAUUCCAUGUCCCAAAAAUGCGGCAACAGAAAGGUAUCCAGAAUGUCGACUAGUCGAAGGCACAACUGGUGAAAACUUCCGGGUCCUGCAAGAGCUCAACAUGCAAGAAGUUAUCAGAGACCUGGAGGCCCUAUGGCAAGAUGGCUACAGAUCGCUGGCUGUUGUGCUUCUGCAUUCAUAUGCCUAUCCCGAGCAUGAACUUAAGAUUGGGCACGUGGCAUCAAGUAUGGGGUUCUCAGUUGCCCUUUCGUCCAAACUUCAACCCAUGAUCAAAGCCGUACCAAGAGGAAUGUCUGCCUCGGCUGAUGCAUACCUGACACCGGUCAUAAAAAGCUACAUCGACAGCAUAGAUUCGAAUUUUGAGGGUGGACUUGAGAACUCACACGGCGCCCGGUUUGAGUUCAUGCAAUCAGACGGUGGUCUAGUGGACUAUCGGAAAUUCAGUGGCCUCAAGGCCAUUCUUUCGGGCCCUGCAGCUGGUGUUGUAGGAUUUGCAAACACCAGUUGGGAUGAAGAUGAGAGGAUACCACUGGUUGGGUUCGACAUGGGAGGUACAUCAACUGACGUCUGCCGCUUUGGUGGGGACUUCGAACAUGUCUUUGGCGCCAAUAUCGCAGGUAUCUCCAUUCAAUCCCCACAGCUUGAUAUCAACACAGUUGCCGCUGGCGGUGGAUCCAUUCUAUCCUGGCGCAAUGGUCUUUUUAUGGUCGGGCCUGAAUCAGCAAGUGCCCACCCAGGACCAGCCUGCUACCGAAAGUCCGGGCCUUUGACAGUCACUGAUGCCAACCUUUUCCUUGGCCGACUGUUACCGGAGUAUUUUCCCAAGAUAUUCGGCCCUAAUGAAGAUCAGCCUCUGGAUCGCGAGGUUACAGCACAGAAGUUUGAAGAGCUUACGGAAACAAUAAACCAGGAACAAGUCCAGAAAAAAGAAAAAUUGUUCACCUCCGAGGAAGUUGCCAUGGGCUUUCUGAAAGUCGCGGAUGAGUCUAUGGCACGCCCCGUUCGGAAUCUGACCGAGGCACGGGGCUACGAGACAGCAUCCCACCAACUUGCAUCUUUCGGUGGCGCAGGAGGACAACACGCCUGCUCAGUUGCAGCUGUCCUUGGGAUCUCGAGGAUAGUCAUUCACAAAUACUCUUCCAUCUUGUCAGCUUAUGGCCUAGCAUUGGCAGAUGUCGUCAAAGAAUCCCAGGAGCCAGUGUCAACGGAAUAUCUCAACUCCCAAUCAACUUUACGCAAAAGAUUUGAGAGCAUUAUUGCCCAAUCUACCACAGAUCUCAUGGAUCAAGGAUUCCAGAUCGACCAAAUCAGCCAUCAGCUAUAUCUCAAUAUGCGCUACGUCGGCUCAGACUCUCAAUUGAUGAUAUUGAAACCGGACAAUUGGGACUUUGCCGAAGAGUUCAGAACACGACAUCGCCGGGAGUUCGGCUUCACAUUCGAUAAGCCACUCCUGGUUGAUGAUGUCCGAGUUCGAUCUGUUGCAUCUUCAGGUGGUCAUGCAGAGAUCAGUCCAUCGAAACAGUUGAAGAGGGCGUGCAUCAGAGAUAUAAAUCCAACACAAUCACAGGAGACUACCUCAGUGUAUUUCGAAAGCACAGGUCGAGUUGAGACGCCAGUCUACCUGCUUAACAAUCUUGAGAAGGAUAGUCGUAUCCGUGGACCGGCGAUCAUCAUCGACGAAACACAGACGAUCGUCGUGGCACCAGAAGCCGUGGCGAGUGUACUCCAGACUUGCAUCAUUAUAGACCUGAAAGAGGAGAAGUUGGCUGCUAGAAGCGACACUUUCAAGGCGGAUCCUAAUGUGAUGAACGAAAUUCCAAUCAACCCCAUCAGACUGUCUAUCUUCGGGCACAGAUUUAUGUCGAUCGCUGAGCAGAUGGGUCGAACACUCCAAAAGACGUCUGUGUCUACAAACAUCAAGGAGAGACUCGACUUCUCCUGCGCAUUAUUCUCUCCAGACGGUGGACUGGUUGCUAAUGCUCCCCAUGUACCUGUUCAUCUUGGAUCAAUGCAGUUUGCUGUCAAGUACCAACACAACCAUUGGCUCGGUCAACUCGUCGAUGGAGACGUUCUCGUAUCGAACCACCCUAGUUGUGGAGGCACUCACUUGCCCGAUAUCACCGUCAUUACCCCGGUUUUCGACCGCCCCGGAGGAACAGAGAUUGUGUUCUACGUUGCAUCCCGUGGUCAUCACGCCGAUAUCGGUGGGCUACUGCCCGGAUCGAUGCCACCAAAGUCAACAGAACUUUGGCAAGAGGGUGCUGCCAUCGAGGCAGAGAAGAUUGUAAGUGGUGGUGUAUUCAACGAGGCUCGAAUGACAGAGCUUCUCCUCAAGAUCCCGGCUACUUUCGAGGGCUGUUCCGGCACAAGAUGCCUUGCAGAUAAUCUCUCUGAUUUGAAGGCUCAAAUUGCGGCCAACACUCGCGGAAUCCAGCUGAUUCAAAACUUGAUUGCCGAAUAUGGCCUCCCAGAGGUUCAAGCAUAUAUGUACGCCAUUCAAUCUACAGCAGAAACAGCAGUGCGCAAUCUACUUCGUGAACUUUCGGUUCGUCACGGUGGAAAGUCUCUCGAGGCCGUUGAUUACAUGGACGACGGCACACCGAUAGCUCUGAAAGUCCAGAUCGAUCCCGAAACCGGUUCUGCAACGUUCGACUUCGAAGGGACUGGACCCGAGGUCCUAGGCAACACUAAUGCUCCCAUCGCUAUCGUCAAUUCCGCCAUCAUCUACUGCCUCCGAUGUAUGAUCAACUCCGAGAUCCCCCUCAACCAAGGCUGCCUUACCCCAAUAGACAUCAAGGUACCACCAGGGUCGAUCCUCUCCCCCUCUCGCACAGCCGCAGUCGUCGGAGGGAAUGUGUUGACCUCUCAACGCAUUACAGACGUGGUCCUCAAAGCUUUCAACGCGGCUGCCGCAUCCCAGGGCGACACCAACAACCUUACCUUCGGGAAAGGAGGGAAAUCAGAUGCAGACGGAACCCAUGUCGAUGGAUAUGGAUUUUAUGAGACAAUUUGCGGAGGGGGCGGAGGAGGCCCUAAUUGGCACGGCCAGGACGGCGUGCAAUCUCACAUGACCAAUACCAAGAUAACAGACAUCGAAAUACUGGAAAAGAGGUAUCCUUGUAUCGUCCGACAGUUCUCCCUGCGAGAAGGCUCGGGUGGUCAGGGGCUAUAUCGUGGUGGGGAGGGGGUCAUCAGAGAUUUCGAGUUUUUGGAGCCCUUGCAGUGCUCGAUUUUGAGUGAGAGGAGAGUCCACAGGCCGUAUGGCAUGAAUGGUGGAGGGCAAGGCCAAGUUGGGCUGAAUCUGUGGAUUACGAAGGACGAGCUUACGGGUCAGACCAGGACGGUGAAUCUUGGGGGCAAGAAUACGGUCAAGGUGAAACGCAAUGAUCGUGUUGUUAUUCACACGCCUGGUGGUGGAGCAUGGGGUAAGAAAGAAUGA
Messenger RNA from Exophiala bonariae, 3855 nucleotides. RefSeq lists its product as uncharacterized. Bases 1 to 3855 code for a protein of 1284 amino acids. Gene Ontology annotation, biological process: glutathione metabolic process. The transcript has a single exon. NCBI's taxonomy places the organism in Eukaryota, Fungi, Ascomycota, Eurotiomycetes, Chaetothyriales, Herpotrichiellaceae. Gene Ontology annotation, molecular function: 5-oxoprolinase (ATP-hydrolyzing) activity. The record is from RefSeq and is a predicted model, not a curated record. Gene Ontology annotation, cellular component: cytosol.